Cryphonectria parasitica EP155 is the source of this 594-nucleotide messenger RNA. RefSeq lists its product as uncharacterized. The transcript has 5 exons. The record is from RefSeq and is a predicted model, not a curated record. Bases 1 to 594 code for a protein of 197 amino acids. NCBI's taxonomy places the organism in Eukaryota, Fungi, Ascomycota, Sordariomycetes, Diaporthales, Cryphonectriaceae.
AUGGCCGGCCUCAAGAUCUUCUGGGUCUCGGGAUUUUUCUUCGGGCCAAACCAGCUUUGCGCAAAGAUGAGCAUUCUGUUCCUUUACCAUCGGAUCUUUGGCAAGAACGCAGCAUACGCACGCUGGACACUGUUCCUUGGCCUCGUCCAGAUCGCCUGCACCAUCGUGGAGGUUCUCGUCAACACAUUCCAGUGCGCUCCCGUGCGCAAGUUCUGGGAUCUGAAGGAGAAAGACGGCCAUUGCAUUGAUACAGGUGUGUAUUUGGUCACCAUGGAAUCAGUCAACUCGACCGUGGACUUUGCAAUGGCUAUUCUGGCCAUGUAUAUGCUCCGCGACCUUCAGAUGAGUCUUCGAGCAAAAAUCAGGGGCUGGAAUCGUUGGCCUCGGAAGAGGUCUGUUCAGUCGGUUUUCAAAGGAAUGGUCAACAGACGCCGAAAAUACGAGCGCUGGCCAAAGAAUCCACUCCAGGACCAAAACCAUUGGUAUGCGUUCGGGGGCUUGGAUAAACUUGGGGACUACCCAAAAGGCAACAAGGGCUCCUGCGCUGGUCAGCUCGCCUUCGAGGACCUACGCAGUCUACAUCACAGGUGGUGA